UUUACAACACUGGCUGAUUAGUUUACAUAGGUCUGAGGCAAGCACGUUGUGUUUGAUAAAUUAAGUUACAUAAAUAAAACUGAAGUUCUAUUAGACAUGUUUGCCUUGCUGCGCCGUUUGGCGAGCGCAUCGAUAACAAACAGCAACAAGUUAAACCAGGUGCGAUGUUAUGCCUCCUUCUCGGUAAGGGAUGUUUUGCACGACAGUUCAGAUGAGACCGGCACUCUGCUGACCCGCUUUGCCAAGCACAUAGCCAUCGACCGCUACAAGUGCGAGCAGCACGUGCUGGCACCAACGACCAUUCGCUACUCGGACUACUUUCCCAUUUCGGACGAACAUUACUUUAGACGCUCUGUGCAAAAGACAGCUGCCUCACAGUUGCCACCAUUGAUCAUACACGCAUCCAGUUAUCGUUCCAAUGCAGCGCCACCCAUGUAUGCCAUGGCCUUGAAUACGUUGGAUGCGCAUGCAACAGCACAGCUAGACCAAAUGGACAUUUCCACUGUGCUGGAGACGCUUUAUGCAUUUUUGUUUCUGAUACCAAAUUGGCUGAAGCGCAUCGAUUUCUACCACGCGGCCAUGCGACGCUUAACGCAGGAAGCGGCUGGCAGUCAGCAGCGUUUUUUGCAAAUCUGUUUCUACUUAGGCCUCCAGAAGCAGUAUCAGAAAAAUGAUUUAGAGACGUUUCUUGCAACACAGCUUGGCAAUCAUUUGCCCAACCUAAGUCCGCUGGAUCUGGCUCUCGUAAGCAAUGCAGCCUAUAAGACUUCGACUUUGGUGACGGGCGAUGUGCGUGAGGCCUAUGAAACUGCUUUGGUGGAUGCCCUUUUGAACUUAAAGUUUGAUGCUGAAAAUGAUCCCGAAGAUGCGCUGCUUGUUUGCUAUGUCAAGGCAUUGCGCUUCCAGCGCGUUCACGAUGAGCGUAUCUGCCAGUACCUACAGACCAUUUGUUUGGACCCCACACAGAUAUCGAAACUUCAGCCUCGUGGCUUGGCACACAUAUUUGCGUACUUUGCUGAGAUGCAAUGGGAUCAGGCAGAAUGCUUGCAAGCGCUUGUGGAACGCUUAUUGUCCAUCAAACCCGGUGAAUUGCGUGCCAAGGACUUGUCCACAUUCCUCUGGAGCUGCGCACAGCUUAAUUGCACCCUAACUGCUGAGCAACUUAGAAAACUUGAGGUGGUUGCAUUACGCAAAUUGAAUCAAGGCGAAUAUGACCGGUUUCCCGACCAACUGGUGGAUGCCUGCCUCUCCUUGGUUAUCCUGGGUCACCAUUCAAAGCAGCUAUUCGAUGCCGCAGAGGAGCUAAAGGCCGCUCAACGUCAGCGACAACGCGCACAACCUAAAGUUGAUAGCCGUUUGACUGUGCUUCGAGCUGCUGUAGCCAUAGAGCAGCCCAGCUGGACGGACGUCAAGACGAAGCAGGUCUUUAAGGAGCUCGCACGGGCGCCUGCCUAUUUGCUUAGCCAGCGUGAGGAUUUAACAGCAUAUGCCAAUCAGCUGUCGGCAGAUGCCGAGGUGGAAGGCGUUGACCUGGUAUGCCCCAUUGCUGGCAUCAAUUUGCCCAGCUUGCGUGUCCAGACUCAAGGCGAGAAGGCAUGCAUUUACUAUAUAGAGCUGCUGACACCACAACAAACGCUGAAAUUCAGUCAAUCGGCAACUUCUUUGCUGCGCUUAAAGAGGCGACUACUGGGAACGCUGGGUCAGCGUGUUGUCCUGCUCCAUUCUGGUGACAUGGCAUCCAAUGCGCAAGCGUUGCAACAGCUAUUAGAACAAACAACAAUCGUCAAGAACGAUGAAAAGCAGGCAGCGCAAGGCCUGAACAAUUGAAACGUGUGAUAUAGGGUC
Molecule: messenger RNA, 1845 nt
Organism: Drosophila hydei
Lineage: Eukaryota; Metazoa; Arthropoda; Insecta; Diptera; Drosophilidae
Exons: 2
Coding region: 97-1827 (576 amino acids)
Source: RefSeq, a predicted model, not a curated record